Molecule: messenger RNA, 548 nt
Organism: Spirometra erinaceieuropaei
Lineage: Eukaryota; Metazoa; Platyhelminthes; Cestoda; Diphyllobothriidea; Diphyllobothriidae
Source: the annotation of a GenBank genome assembly
AUGCGCACACUCAUCCUGACCAACGGCUUCUUCCACCACCCGAUGCGUAAAGAAGGCCACCUGGAUGCACCCUCAUUCGCGACACUGGCACGUGCUGGACUUUUUCCUCGGCUGGAGGCGAGACCAGCCAGAAGUGCUGGCGACAAAGGAGAUUCCGACGGCCGACGGGUGGACCGACCAUCGCCUCGUCACCUCCAGUCUCGCGGCGACGUCAGGGUAAGCGAGCCCCAUGUAAGCUGAAUAUUACUUUGUUGUCUUAGCCUGCUGACCAUCUCUACUUCAGCAAUGAGCUAGCUCAGCGACUAGCCAACCUUCCAGUCGACGCCGCCAUCGAGAACGCCUCCGGUGGGAACCGAUGGUGCCAACUCCGGGAAACAAUCCAGUCGACGACCCUGUCUGUCCUCGGUCACGCACGUCGCCAACACCGGGACUGGUUCGAUGACAACAACGCCGUCAUCAGCAACCUGCUCGCCGACAAGAAACGCCUGCACAAAGCCUACGUCAACCACUCCACCGCGGUAGAUGUUGCGCAAGUCUACCAUCACUAA